CGUCUUAUUUCAAUCUUACAAAAUUUUCAGCCCUAUAAUCUGAGUAGUCUAUGAUCUCUAUCUCAUCGGUCGCCGAAAGUGAAUCAGUAUUGAACGGGAAUAAAUAAACUGUUUAUUCUUUUUCUAUAUACAUAUAUGAAGAUAUAUUACUAGGGUUUGAAAUCCUUUAGAUUGCAAUUUUGCUUGGAGUUUGGAGUCAGCUGAUCGUGAAUACACGUUUUUAUCAUCUAAUUUUUAUCCGUUUGUAUAGGAAGUAAUCAAGAAAUAUUAUUCUAGUCAAAAGUUUUAGGAUUCUAUUAAUAUAAAAUAUUAUGGAUGAUACUAAUCUCAGAAACAAUUCUUCAAAUGUUGCUAUUAUUCGAGAAGUAUAUGAUGGUGCAAAUGCUCAUGAAACCUUUGAAUAUGAAUUAGAGAGAGCACUUGAAGCAAAAUGUAAUUUAAUUGUUAUUGAACCUUCGAAAUUAGGUGAUGAAACAUCAAGAUGGAUAACAGUUGGAAACUGUUUACAUAAAACAGCAUCAAUUUCAGGAUUAACAGCUAUUGUUACAGGUGUACUUUGGGGUGAUAAACCUUAUAUUUGUAGUACUUUCGGUAUCACUGCUUUUAUCACAUGUGGACUUUACACUGUAUCCUGGCAGUUUGAUCCAUGUUGUCAGUAUCAAGUUGAAACGGACACUAGUAAAUUACCUCAUGUAGAGUUGCUUGCAAUUCUCGGACCGUGUUCACCAACAUUUCUUGUACGAAAAGAUGAUAAACGACGAAGAAUACUCCAUGGGACCAUUACAAUUGCCGCAAUGAGUAUCUGUGCAUGGAGACUAUAUCAAGCAUUUAAAUGAAAUGGGUGAUAUGAUUAAAAUAGUUGUUUCACGUUAUAAAUGCAAGACCACGAGUCGUUAGAUUCAUCAGAAGAUCAAGAAAGUGGAAACUGCAUCUGGUCUGGCCCUGAGUAAUUAUAGAUAAUAGUA
This is a messenger RNA of Microplitis demolitor, 965 nucleotides long. It is a transcript of the gene Pmi, whose product is annotated as transmembrane protein 11 homolog, mitochondrial. The coding region runs from base 312 to 836 and encodes 174 amino acids. Gene Ontology annotation, cellular component: mitochondrial inner membrane. NCBI's taxonomy places the organism in Eukaryota, Metazoa, Arthropoda, Insecta, Hymenoptera, Braconidae. The transcript is spliced from 5 exons. The record is from RefSeq and is a predicted model, not a curated record. Gene Ontology annotation, biological process: inner mitochondrial membrane organization.